Messenger RNA from Ochotona curzoniae (black-lipped pika), 861 nucleotides. Its product is annotated as spermatogenesis-associated protein 21-like. The record is from RefSeq and is a predicted model, not a curated record. Gene Ontology annotation, molecular function: calcium ion binding. The annotation marks the transcript as partial. The transcript has 9 exons. NCBI's taxonomy places the organism in Eukaryota, Metazoa, Chordata, Mammalia, Lagomorpha, Ochotonidae.
UCAGGCAGCAGAGGGCAGCAGACCAAGAGACCUCCAGCAACAAAGAGAAGGUCUCCACGGAAGCCUCAGAGGCUGCUGCCACGAGAGCCAGCAGAACAACAGGCCAUUGGCACACACCAAGGACUGAGCCACAUGGAGUCUGUGGUGACCAUGGCCAUGGCGACUAAGCCGAACAUGCAGAGGGCCAGAGAAGCCAAGGACCCUGCAGCAGUCAUCCAGCUGGGCCAAGAGGCUGACUUUCCCAGGGGCAUCUUGACAAAUGAGAACCUACAGGCCCUGACAUGCCAGCAGCUAGCUGCUUUCCAGGACGUCUUCAGCCUAUUUAGCUCCGGCCUGACCCACACAGUGGACAUGCGCAGCAUGAAGCUAGCCCUGCACAGCGCGGGCAUCCAGCUGAGUCCAAGGGGAUGUGCGAGACUCUUUUUGACGGAUGGGGUCAUCAGCUUCAAAGACUUUCUGGGUGUCCUCACCGAUGACCACCGCUUGGCUCAGUGUAUGGACCUGGUGAGAAGCAGCCAAGUGCAGGACCCCGAGGGCCUGCAAACCUUGUUCUUAGAGAUGCUAUUCAAGUCGCUCUCCCAGAGCCUGGUGGCCUCCAAGUCCCGCCAGGAGAUGAUAAAGCCACUGGCCCUGCGAGGCACCCUGGGCUGCAAGGAAGGGUCACGCAGUCAGGACCACUGCUCGCGCGCACGCGCAGGUCUCAACUUCUUCUGCCAAACCACACGCCUCAUCGGCCUCUCUAGCACAGAGCUGGCGCGCUCGCUGCACUGACUGCAGCAGGCAGGUACGCGCAGCCCCUAUUCUCAGAUACCUAAACUGGCAGGGCGCCCGCAGCCGGAAUCGACCACCGACCACCGAUGA